AUGAAAACUGGUUUUGGUGGAGAAGGCAUGCUUAAGGUCCAGACGUCAGCCACAUCCGAUCAUAGUGUGCUUCUAUAUCAGUCCAAGGACAUUAAUGAUGAUACAUGGGGUCCGAAGCCGUUUAGAUUCUUUAAGUCUUGGUUGACGGACAGGGAAGGUAAGGUAGUGAUGCUUGAAGCUUGGAGAGGUGAGGCUCGGGGCUGCCCAAUGAUGCGCCUCUUUCUUAAGCUUAAUCGCCUGCAUAAGGCUCUUCUACAUUGGAACAGACAUUCUUUUGGUAAUCUUAGUGACAACAUCACCACCCUUCAAAGCCAGCUAGAGGAAAGCAGGGAGCAUAUGGAACAAGGGGUGGAAGGUGCGAUUGAUGAGGAACACGGAGUGAGGAAGCAACUAUCUCAGGCCCUUCUCAUGGAAGUGGUAAUGUGGAAACAAAGAUCGCGUAUUCGUUGGCUUGCGGAAGGCAAUAAGAACACCUCCUUUUUUCAUGAGAUGGCUAAGUCUUGGCAAGCUAAACGAAAGAUUAUAAGUAUAGAGUAUGAUGGCACUAAAUAUGUACAGAGUAGACAGAUUCUUGAAGUGCGCACUGCUUAUUUUCGCAGGGUGUUAGAUAUAGAUGAAGCGCAAGGAAUGUUAUUUGAGGGUGUUGAUACUAUACCUACAGGAAACUCACACCACUUCAGCACACACUUGACCCACUUGUAG
Molecule: messenger RNA, 702 nt
Organism: Nymphaea colorata (pocket water lily)
Lineage: Eukaryota; Viridiplantae; Streptophyta; Magnoliopsida; Nymphaeales; Nymphaeaceae
Exons: 1
Coding region: 1-702 (233 amino acids)
Source: RefSeq, a predicted model, not a curated record